Colletotrichum fioriniae is the source of this 414-nucleotide messenger RNA. RefSeq names its product histone H2B (gene HTB1). NCBI's taxonomy places the organism in Eukaryota, Fungi, Ascomycota, Sordariomycetes, Glomerellales, Glomerellaceae. Gene Ontology annotation, molecular function: DNA binding; structural constituent of chromatin; protein heterodimerization activity. The record is from RefSeq and is a predicted model, not a curated record. Gene Ontology annotation, cellular component: nucleosome.
AUGCCCCCCAAGGCCGCCGACAAGAAGCCUGCCUCCAAGGCCCCUGCCACUGCCUCCAAGGCCCCCGAGAAGAAGGAUGCCGGCAAGAAGACCGCCGCUUCUGGCGACAAGAAGAAGCGCACCAAGUCUCGCAAGGAGACCUACUCCUCCUACAUUUACAAGGUCCUGAAGCAGGUCCACCCUGACACUGGUAUCUCCAACCGCGCCAUGUCUAUCCUCAACUCCUUCGUCAACGAUAUCUUCGAGCGCGUCGCCUCUGAGGCUUCCAAGCUUGCUGCCUACAACAAGAAGUCCACCAUCUCCUCUCGCGAGAUCCAGACCUCUGUCCGUCUCAUCCUGCCCGGUGAGCUGGCCAAGCACGCUGUCUCGGAAGGCACCAAGGCCGUCACCAAGUACUCUUCCUCCACGAAAUAA